This is a messenger RNA of Penicillium oxalicum, 1074 nucleotides long. Its product is annotated as Mpv17/PMP22 family protein. The record is from RefSeq and is a predicted model, not a curated record. The transcript is spliced from 2 exons. Gene Ontology annotation, cellular component: mitochondrion; membrane; cytoplasm. The coding region runs from base 1 to 1074 and encodes 357 amino acids. Lineage: Eukaryota; Fungi; Ascomycota; Eurotiomycetes; Eurotiales; Aspergillaceae.
AUGAGACUCGCAUACACGGGUCUGGGCGCCCAGAUGUCAGCAUCAGGCUUUAUGAUCCGUCCGCGGAUGGUCAACUCUGGCACUCGAGCGCCGCUACGAAGGAUACGUCAACCACGACGGAAUCAGACCUCCGGAGCAUCUACAAAACCAGAGAAGCCCUUCGAGCAGAAUUGCGAUGCUCAUGGAGGAGCAUCCGCUGAGAAUGCAGGCGCUGCGACAAACUCCGCACCACCGAGCGCAUCCUCAUCCGUAACGCAGCCGCUCAAGACCUCGGCCGUGCCGAUGACGGCGGGCGCAGCAACGGCGCCUGGGCCCACGAAUAUUGUGACCGGGUCGAAAGGACUGCGUGCGAUGAUCAGUGCCGGUCCUGUGGGACGUUUGGGCCGGUGGUAUUCUCGAGUGCAGGAGCGAAGACCCUACAUGACACAACUGUGCAGUUCCAUCGUGGUCUACCUAUGUGGAGACUUGAGCGCGCAAUUACUCUUUCCUUCAGAUCCACCUCCACCCACCAGAGUUGCAGGCCAGACCGACAAGACAGAUCGCGGGGGCGAUGAUGAGCACGUCAGCCAGGCAGGUGGAUACGAUCCGUGGAGGACUGUGCGACAUUUGAUGGUCGGCGCAGGGUCCAGCAUCCCCUCAUACAACUGGUUCAUGUUCCUUCACAACAACUUCAACUAUCCCUCCAAGUUCCUCUCGAUUUUGACCAAAGUCGUCGUGCAGCAAAUCUGCUUCACGCCCGUCUUCAACACAUACUUCUUCAGUCUGCACUCUCUGCUGGCAGGUGCCAGUAUCGAAGAAACCUGGGAACGCCUCAAAAAGGCUCUCCCCGUCAGCGUGACCAAUUCGGUCAAGCUCUGGCCUGCUGUUACCGCAUUCAGCUUCAUGUAUGUACCAGCGCAGUUCCGCAAUGUCUUUGCGGGAGUCAUCGCUGUUGGCUGGCAGACAUAUUUGAGCUGGCUGAACCAGAAGGCUGCGCGUGAGGUUCUUGCGGCGGAAUUGGCUGCUGAAACAAAACCCACGCACAGCUUGCCCACUGUGGCUGAGAAGCAGGCUUCUGUCACAGCUGCUGCAUAG